Molecule: messenger RNA, 1518 nt
Organism: Sceloporus undulatus (fence lizard)
Lineage: Eukaryota; Metazoa; Chordata; Lepidosauria; Squamata; Phrynosomatidae
Gene: MRPS30
Product: mitochondrial ribosomal protein S30
Exons: 5
Coding region: 24-1277 (417 amino acids)
Biological process (GO): translation
Cellular component (GO): mitochondrion; mitochondrial large ribosomal subunit; ribosome
Molecular function (GO): structural constituent of ribosome
Source: RefSeq, a predicted model, not a curated record
CCUCCACACUUUCCUUAUUCAAGAUGGCGGCCUCCAUGGGUUGGCGGUCGCUGAGGCUCCAACGGCUGCUCCACAGCGAGGCCUCUUCGUCCUCCUCUUCCGUGGCCGCCGCCGCCGCCUCGCCUCCGUCCCUGUACCCUCCGGUGGUGGCCUCCCUGACGGCCAAGAGCCAGGCGGCCAAGCUGCGCCGCCGCCAGCGCUACCACCAGGAGAUCCACGAGGCGCCCUCGGCCCAGGAGAAGCUGCGCCUCUACGGCAAGCGGCAGCGGCUCAAGUACGUCGUCUACCCACAGACCUGGGCCCUCGGCGCCGACCGCUGGUACCAGAGCUUCACCAAGACCGCCUUCGAGCCGGGGCUGCCCGAGGCCCUGGGAGCCGGGGGCCCGGAGGACCUGCUGGACGAGCUCCGCUCCGCCGCGUGCGACGUCCUCCUCCAGGAGCACUUCUACCAGAGGAAGAGGAGGCUCCCGCCCUCCAGCGACCAGGGCCCCGCGCCCUUCCUGACCCACCUGGUGCCCGCCCUCACCGCCCGCCUCGCCCGCCUCAACCCCGUCCUCCACGCCGACGCCUCCACCGUAGAUUAUCAGCCAGAAGUAAAUUUCUAUUGGAUGCGUGGUGAGACAGUGGUUCCACGUGGACAUCGGAAGGGCAGAAUUGACCCACUGAGAUUUCAGAUCGAUGAUAAACCCCACUGUCAGAUUCGUAUAACAAGGCAGCUUUCAGAGUUUAUGCCUCUGGAUUAUGUGGCCCCUGGAGAGAUUCCUGUUAUUAAUGUUUUACCUGAUAAACUUCCAUUGUUCAAAAGACAGUAUUACAACAAAAUAUUUAUAGGAUCGCAGAUAGCAGAUCCAUGCACCUAUGGACAUACACAAUUUCAUUUAAUUCCUGACAGACUGAAAAGGACUAGACUUAUAGCACAGAAUUGUGCAGAUCAGAUUGAAGUUCCUUUCCGUGCUAAUGCAAUUGCAAGUCUUUUUGCUUGGACUGGAGCACAAGCAAUGUACCAAGGAUUCUGGAGUGAGGCAGAUGUGACGCGGCCCUUUGUAUCACAGGCUGUGAUUACUGAUGGAAGAUAUUUUGCCUUCUUUUGUUACCAAUUGAAUACCUUGGCUUUAACUGUUGAUGCUGAUAAAAAUAACCCAAGAAAGAAUAUUUGCUGGGGAACUGAAAGUAAACCUCUGUAUGAAGCAAUAGAAGACAACAAUGUGAAAGGUUUUAAUGAUGAAAUUCUGGUUCAGUUGGUUAAAUUGCUCUUAAACAGACCAAAGGAACUAUAACUUAAAAUUCAUAUAAUCUGAAUAAUCUAAAGAUGCUGAAACAAGACUUAAUGCUUAAAGUAAAAACAUUUCCCAACUGUUGAAAGUGCAACACUUUUUAGUACUAUUCAGGGACAAAUCUGUUUGGGAUGAUUGAGAAUUGUAUAACAGCACUGACAGUGCUGUUAAUUGCUUUGGAUUAUGUACUUGUUAUGUAUGCAGACACAACCUCAUUGCCAUUCAAAUGAAAUUUCAAGAUUAA